Molecule: messenger RNA, 1020 nt
Organism: Pyricularia oryzae 70-15
Lineage: Eukaryota; Fungi; Ascomycota; Sordariomycetes; Magnaporthales; Pyriculariaceae
Product: 2,3-dihydroxybenzoic acid decarboxylase
Exons: 2
Coding region: 1-1020 (339 amino acids)
Biological process (GO): secondary metabolic process
Cellular component (GO): cytoplasm; cytosol
Molecular function (GO): carboxy-lyase activity; hydrolase activity
Source: RefSeq, a predicted model, not a curated record
AUGUUGGGCAAGGUCAUCCUCGAAGAAGCCUUUGCGCUACCUCGCCUGGAGGAGAAGACCAAGUGGUGGGCGGGGCUCUUUGCAACCGACCCCGAAACGCACGUCAAGGAGAUCCAAGACUUGACCGACAUCAGGCUCAAGUUUGCAGACAAGUACGGCGUCGGGUACACCAUUUUGUCAUACACAGCACCGGGCGUCCAAGACAUUUUUGAUGCCAAGGAAGCACAAGCGCUCGCUGUCGAGAUCAACAACUAUGUAGCGGAGGCGAUAAAGCCAUUUCCCGACAGACUCGGGGCGUUUGCCACACUUUCCAUGCACGAUCCGCAAGAAGCAGCCGAUGAGCUCCGCCGCACCGUGACAAAGUACGGGUUCAAGGGCGCGCUCGUCAACGACACGCAGCGCUCCGGCUCCGACGGCGAGGGCUACAUCUUCUACGACGGACCGGACUGGGACGUGUUUUGGUCGACGCUGGUGGAGCUCGACGUGCCGCUGUACCUGCACCCCCGCAACCCCACCGGCAUCGUGUUUGAGAAGCUCUGGAAGGACCGGCAGUGGCUGAUCGGGCCCCCGCUCUCCUUCGCGACGGGCGUGGCCCUGCACGCGCUCGGCAUGGUGACCAACGGCGUCUUUGACCGCCACCCCAAGGCGCAGGUGAUCCUGGGCCACCUGGGCGAGCACAUCCCCUUCGACAUGUGGCGCAUCAACCACUGGUUCGAGGACCGCAAGAAGCCGCUCGGCCUGAGCUGCAAAAAGACCAUCCGCGAGUACUUCAACGAGAACUUUUGGAUCACCACGUCGGGCCACUUCUCGACCACCACGCUCAACUUUUGCGUCAACGAGGUCAGCGCCGACAGGAUCUUGUUCUCGGUCGACUAUCCGUUUGAGAGGUUCGAGGACGCCUGCGACUGGUUCGACAAUGCCGAGAUGAACACGAGGGAUCGGUUGAAGAUCGGGAGGGAGAACUCAAAGGCCCUGUUCAAGCUGGGCGAGUACAAGGAUUGCAACGCAAAGGUCAUCUAG